CUGGCAUCAUCACCACUCUGUUUAUAUUGAUCACCCUUCUCGUCUAUGUGUUACAUCCGAAGUUACAAAAUUUCCAAAGCAAAUUAUUGGCAUGCUUUCUAUUUUCCCUAUCUAUGGGCAGUCUAACUCUAAGCAUAAUCGCCUUGCCAAAUGUGGUCUUUCCACAUUUCAUAUGUGGUGUCAUAGGUUAUCUAGGUUACUUUUUCCUUCUGGUCUCAUAUUGCUGGUUAAAUGUCAUCUCAUUUAAUAUGCUCCGGCAGCUACAAAAAUCCAUUGAUCAUCUCUCGGACAAGAAACGUUUUAUUUUAUAUGCUGGUUAUGCCAUGGGAAUACCUCUUUUAAUGGUACUGCUACUGAUCAUAUUGGAACAUUCAAACAUUUCCAUUAGCUUCAAGUCUGGUAUUGGUGGAGAUUAUUGCUGGUUUAGUCCCCUCAAUUGGUCUGCCUUGAUUUAUUGGUUUGGCAUCGAUGCCAUUCUUUUAUGUCUCGAUGUUUCCUUUUAUUUGGUUGUGAUUCUAUCACUGAAGGCAUUACUUAAAUCCCAGCCGGAUUCCAAGGAAUAUUUGCAACAAUUGAAAUUUGCCUAUCGUUACGGUACCCUUGUGCUUGUCAUGGCCAUUUCAUGUCUAAUCGAUGCCACAGCCAAUAUCAAAAGUGUACACCAAUCCAGCGAUGAGCAUUCGUGGUUUUAUUUAUCCAGUUUUGUCAGUGCCAUUCAGGGUUUUGUAAUAUUUUUAAUUUUUGGACUGGGGCCAUUGAGGCAAUGGAGACAUCAACGUUUUUGUCGACGCAUUGGCUAUGUUCGUGAUGAUGUCCAGGCCAGUAAUUUUGAAAACAUUGAAAUUUAA
Molecule: messenger RNA, 848 nt
Organism: Musca vetustissima
Lineage: Eukaryota; Metazoa; Arthropoda; Insecta; Diptera; Muscidae
Product: G-protein coupled receptor Mth2-like
Exons: 5
Biological process (GO): cell surface receptor signaling pathway; G protein-coupled receptor signaling pathway
Cellular component (GO): membrane
Molecular function (GO): G protein-coupled receptor activity
Source: RefSeq, a predicted model, not a curated record